AUGUCCCUCAUCCCCCGCACCCGCAUCCUCGACCUCCUCAAAGUGCAAUGCCGCAUCUUCAACACCACCUUCAACCCCACCGGCCAACGACUCGGCAACAAAGUUUUGCGCCAACGACUUCGAGGCCCCGCUCUCGCAACCUACUACCCUCGACGCGUGGCGACGUUUGUGAAUUUGAAACGCAUGUAUCCCGGAUAUGAGCUGUAUGAUGAUUUUGAGGAGGAUCGGUUGGAGCAUUUGCAGAUUGCGAAGUCGAGAGGGAAGGGCGCGCCGAAGAAGAAGAAUUCGAAGAAUGAAACGAGAAGGGGACCGAAGAAGAAGCGUUAG
Sphaerulina musiva SO2202 is the source of this 327-nucleotide messenger RNA. Its product is annotated as mitochondral 37S ribosomal protein S27. The transcript has 2 exons. Bases 1 to 327 code for a protein of 108 amino acids. Gene Ontology annotation, cellular component: mitochondrion. The record is from RefSeq and is a predicted model, not a curated record. NCBI's taxonomy places the organism in Eukaryota, Fungi, Ascomycota, Dothideomycetes, Mycosphaerellales, Mycosphaerellaceae.